CCCGGCCCGGCCCGGCUCGGCUCGGCUCGGCCCGCUUCGUCCUGACAGUGGCAUGAAGCAGCUCGGCAGGGGGGUUCGGUUCGGUUCUUUGGGUAGUGAUGGUAAAUGAAGCUUCUGUUUGGAAAAUGGGUUCAUCACGCGAAGCUUCAGUUACAGCGACCUCUGCUGAGAGAGACAGACAGAGCUGGACCAUGUCUCAGGAGAACCGCCAUGAGGGGGACCAGUCCCAGGCCCAGUCCACCCAGUCCACCCAGUCCCCGUCCCAGGCCCAGUCCACCCAGUCCACUCAGUCCCCGUCCCAGGCCCAGUCCACCCAGUCCACCCAGUCCCCGUCCCAGGCUAAGUCCAGUUCUUCCAGCGGGUCGGGGACUGUCAGCAGCGUGGACACGCUCCCCGUCACUCUGCCGUCCGUCCCUGAGGAGCCGGAGCCGGAGCCCUGGGGACGCCUGCUGCCCAUGGCCCGAGGCUUCAGGAGCCACGACUGUCUGGAGGACCAGUACCUGUUUGGUCGGGACUCGAAGUGUAACUACGUUCUGGACGAUCCGGAUCACAGAGGGUCCAAAAAGUUCAGAAUCUACAGCAAGAAACACUUCAGGAUCUACAGAGACGGCUCUGAGGUCUUCGUCGAGGACUUCAGUAAUAACGGGACGUUUGUUGACGGCGUCCUGAUCGGUAAAGACCGGAAGCUUCCUCUGGUCAACAACGCCGUGCUCGCUCUGUCCGAGCAACGCAACAAAGUCUUUGUCUUUAUUGACCUGAUGUCAGACGAUCAGUCCAGUUUACCCAGAGAGCUUCAGGACAAAUAUCUGCUGACUCGGCGGAUCGGCACAGGCGUGUGCGGCGAGGUCAAACUGGCCUUCGAGAGGUCAACGUGUAAAAAGUUCGCCGUGAAGAUCAUCAACAAGAAAAACUUCCAGUCUGAAGGGACGGCGACACGGAAUGCCAACACAGAGAUCGAGAUCCUGCAGAGAGUCGACCACCCUUGUCUCAUAAAGACGGAGGACUUCUAUCAGACAGACGACAAUUACUACAUCGUGUUGGAGCUGAUGGAGGGGGGGGAGUUGUUCCAGAGGGUGAAGUCUCAGCAGCAGCUCGAUGAGUCGGUCACUAAACUUUACUUCUACCAGAUGCUGAGAGCCGUCCAGUACCUGCACAGUAAGGGGAUCAUCCACAGAGACCUGAAACCAGAGAACGUCCUGCUGUCCUCACAGGACAACGUCUGUCUCAUCAAGGUGACAGACUUUAACCAGUCUCGUAUCCUGGAGGAGUCUCUGUUGAUGAGGACUCUGUGUGGGACUCCGUCUUACCUGGCUCCGGAGGUCUUCACCCAGGCGUCCACCACCGGCUACAGCCUGGCUGUGGACGCGUGGAGCCUCGGAGUCCUGCUCUUUGUGUGUCUAGGUGGUUACCCUCCGUUCCAUGAGAGUUUCUCUCAUCACUCCAUCACAGAGCAGAUCAUCAGAGGAGAGUUCACCAUGGUCCAGUCCAAGUGGAGACAAGUCUCUGACCAAGCGAAGGAUGUGGUCCGGAAGCUUCUGGUCGUUGAUCCGAGUCAGAGGAUGAAGAUCGACGAGGCUCUGCAGCACCCCUGGUUACAGGAUGAGGAGAUGCUGCAGACGGCUCACAGACUCAUGUAUCCCUCUGAUGCUGCUGUCGCCAUGGAGGCGGAGUCAGCCACAGGAAGCUUGAGGAGGAAACGAGGACGAGAGGAAGAGGAAGAGGAGGAGCAUCCUGCCAAACGGAGCCAAGCCCCGCCCACUGCCCCGCUGUAGAGGACCAAUCACAGCUCCUGUAGUCAUGUGACUCCGCUUCCUGUUCACUACUGAGACUGUAAAUAAAGUUUGUAACGUUUCUAAUAAAGUUUUUUUAUACAUUUCUCUUAA
Messenger RNA from Larimichthys crocea (large yellow croaker), 1883 nucleotides. It is a transcript of the gene chek2, whose product is annotated as checkpoint kinase 2. Gene Ontology annotation, molecular function: protein kinase activity; ATP binding; protein binding. Gene Ontology annotation, biological process: protein phosphorylation. The transcript has 15 exons. Bases 99 to 1772 code for a protein of 557 amino acids. Lineage: Eukaryota; Metazoa; Chordata; Actinopteri; Sciaenidae. The record is from RefSeq and is a predicted model, not a curated record.